GGAAUUAUUGCAAGUGCUUAACGUUUCGCGCGUUUUACGUACUUUUUUGCACUUCUCUUUUGCUCUGUGUCCCGUUCCGUCGGUCAUCAACACAGCCGGCAAAGUGUACGCAACAAAAGUGAUAAAAAGCAAUUGAAAUGGAAAUUGAGAAGAGCAUAUAAAUUAAAAUUAAAUAUUUGUAAAUGCUCAAAAAGGUGCCAAGUGCUUAAAAUAUUAUUCUUUUCUUUCCGUUGCCGUCACCAUCUCCCUCGUCGUCUCCUUCGUCGCGUGUGCUGUUUGUGUGUGCGUGUGUUUUUGUGUCGCUCCAAAAUGUGCGAGCUCUAAGAGAAUUCCAAAACAAAACGCGCAGGAAAAUUAACUUGAGGAAUCCAAGAGUCGCACGCAAAACGCGCAGAAAACGCGCCAAAAACGAAACGAAAAUAUGCAGAGAAAUCCAAAAAUGCUGCUGCCUUUUUUGGCGCUUCUGUUAAUGCUGCCCGCGUUGCAGCAAGCAGCGCAGCGUUAUGACCAAACACCGCUGGACGCCAGCUCAUAUUAUCGCAGCGGCGUCGGUUCCGAUUUGGCAGCGGGCACUUCGCCCACCUCCUCGCUGGAUGGUUUUCCACAUCACAAUCGCUGUGAACCCAUCACGAUUUCCAUCUGCAAAAACAUCCCCUACAAUAUGACCAUAAUGCCAAAUCUUAUUGGCCACACCAAGCAGGAGGAGGCUGGUCUUGAGGUGCAUCAGUUUGCGCCGCUCGUCAAGAUUGGUUGCAGUGCCGAUCUGCAGUUGUUCCUCUGCUCUUUGUAUGUGCCCGUCUGCACCAUUUUGGAGCGUCCGAUUCCGCCGUGUCGUUCGCUCUGUGAAUCCGCUCGCGUUUGUGAGAAUCUCAUGAAGACCUACAACUUCAAUUGGCCCGAGAAUCUCGAGUGCUCCAAGUUCCCAGUGCAUGGCGGCGAGGAUUUGUGCGUUGCCGAAAACACAACAUCCUCGUCAUCGACGCCGGCACCAACGCGUAGUGCUCCGAAAGUAACCACGCGCAAACAUCAGAUCAGCGUCGAUAGUCCACAUCGGAAUAUUGGAUUCGUUUGUCCCGUGCAGCUCAAGACACCGCUGGGCAUGGGAUAUGAGCUCAAAGUUGGCGGCAAGGAUCUACAUGAUUGCGGUGCUCCGUGUCAUGCGAUGUUCUUUCCGGAACGGGAACGCACCGUGCUCCGUUAUUGGGUUGGCUCCUGGGCGGCUGUCUGUGUGGCCAGUUGUCUCUUUACGGUGCUCACCUUUCUGAUAGACUCUUCGCGUUUUCGCUAUCCGGAGCGAGCGAUUGUCUUUCUGGCCGUUUGCUAUCUCGUCGUUGGUUGCGCCUAUGUGGCCGGACUUGGUGCGGGCGAUUCGGUGUCGUGCCGGGAACCAUUUCCGCCGCCAGUGAAGCUGGGGCGCCUGCAGAUGAUGUCCACCAUAACCCAGGGUCAUCGGCAGACCACGGCCUGCACCGUAUUAUUCAUGGCAUUGUAUUUCUGUUGCAUGGCCGCCUUUGCGUGGUGGUCAUGUUUGGCCUUUGCCUGGUUCUUGGCUGCCGGACUUAAAUGGGGCCACGAGGCAAUUGAAAAUAAAUCUCAUUUAUUCCAUUUGGUUGCCUGGGCGGUGCCAGCUCUCCAAACCAUCUCGGUGCUUGCUCUGGCUAAAGUUGAAGGCGAUAUACUCUCUGGCGUUUGCUUUGUGGGUCAGCUGGACACACACUCGCUGGGCGGCUUUCUCAUCCUGCCGCUGUGCAUUUACCUCUCGAUCGGAGCGCUCUUUCUACUGGCGGGCUUCAUCUCGCUGUUCCGCAUACGUACAGUGAUGAAGACGGACGGCAAGCGAACGGACAAAUUGGAGCGUCUGAUGCUGCGCAUUGGCUUCUUCUCGGGACUCUUCAUACUGCCCGCUCUGGGACUGUUGGGCUGCUUGUUCUAUGAGUACUACAACUUCGAUGAAUGGAUGAUUCAAUGGCAUCGCGACAUUUGCAAACCCUUCUCCAUACCCUGUCCGGCAGCACGACCGCCGGGAACUCCUGAGGCGCGUCCGAUCUUUCAGAUCUAUAUGGUGAAGUAUCUGUGCUCGAUGCUCGUGGGUGUGACGUCCAGUGUGUGGCUGUAUUCGAGCAAGACCAUGGUCAGCUGGCGCAACUUUGUCGAGCGAUUGCAGGGCAAGGAACCGCGCACUCGACCCCAGGCGUAUGUCUAGUAUGAGACGGCGGCGGUGGCGGCGGCUGAGGCGGCGGCUAACGAGAGUUAUUUGGCGUUUAGCACAUAGAGCACUACGACACAAGAAACAAGAAAAAGAAACAGUCCUCUCCUCUGAGAAAUACGGCUAACCCACCCCCGCAUCCAGAUGCAAUUGAAUCCUCAUACAGCUUUGUAUAAAGUUCAUCUUCUAACUCUUUCGACCGCCUUUCUCGCCCCUCGUCCUCGUUUCGCGCUCAGUUCUCUGGCAACCGCAAGCAAAAUCAAAAGCUAUUGUUUAAUAUUUAGUUAUAACCGAAAGCUGGAGCUCAAUUGCUGGCUUUCUUGUUGAACCAAAACUAUUCGCAUAAGUUUGAGAGAAAGAAAAUUACGAGAGUAGAGUGUAAGAGCAUUGUAAGCAUAGUUUAUUCUAGUAUUCUAGCGCAUUCUAGUUGUUAUCGAGAACCUACUUCCCUAUCCCCCAUCCAUCAACCCCCACAUUCGAAAAUGGUAUACGAAGAAUUUCCCCUUUUCGACUUGCAUUUAAGUAGAAUUUCAUUUGAUUUAUGUGAAAGCUUUAAAUGUGCCCUACAAUUAAUGAGAGACGUACUUAUAAACUAACAUACAAAUAUAUGCAUAGCCACACAUAGAAUACGAUAUAUAAAUAUAUACAAAAGUGUAAAUGCAGAUUGAAUUACUUAAUCCAAAAUCCAGUCAAAUUGCACUACGAACUAAAUGUAAAAUACAAAAUACUUGACGACAAAAAUUAUAAAGCUUAUGGGUAAUUUUCUGGCGAAAAUGUUCCGCACAACAUUAUUUAAAGUGAAAGAAAACAUAUACAAAAACAUAUUUUUAUUUUAAGUAAAGAAACUAAUCUUUUACCUCUUGAUUAGAGCUAAAAAUGACUUUCGAAUUAUUCUUCUGUUUUAAAAUGAUUGCAAAAAUGAACAAAACACAAAAAACUUAACGAAUUUAUGUAUUUCAAUGUAAAACAAAAAAAGUUCCUAAGAGCUAUUAGAAUACCCUUUACUUAUUUUUAAAAUGGUUUCAGUUUAGGUUUUUUUUUCACUUUAAAUAGUGUAGAAUGGGACACUUUCGGCAUUGAAUAAACCAUAUAUAUAAAUCAAGAUAUAACUAACGAAACUACUCCUACGAUAUAUGAUGAAAAUGGUCAAUGAUAAAUGUAUUAUGUAGCAAUAAAUGUCCUCCAUGUGCUAAACUUAAAGCGAAUUAAAAGCAUAAAUUUAGAAGUGUAACUAGAGCUAUAAACUAUGAUAUAAACUAUUGUAUAUUUAUUAUUAUGUAUUGUACGUAUUUGUUACAACUAAUUCAGUUUUAAAGCCAAACGCGUUUUUAUUACAUUUUUAAUGACGUUGUAGUCAUAACACUUAAGAACUCACCCAUCCUUUCCCUACCCCACCUUCCCCUCAACCCUACAUCCAUUGUGAAAAAUUGCAUAACUAAUUAAUUAAGUCAGAUCUACAAUUAAGUGAAAAUAACAAAAAAAAAAACAAAACUGCCAUUUUAAACAUGUGUU
This is a messenger RNA of Drosophila albomicans, 3718 nucleotides long. It is a transcript of the gene fz, whose product is annotated as frizzled. Bases 422 to 2203 code for a protein of 593 amino acids. NCBI's taxonomy places the organism in Eukaryota, Metazoa, Arthropoda, Insecta, Diptera, Drosophilidae. Gene Ontology annotation, molecular function: Wnt receptor activity; Wnt-protein binding. The transcript has 5 exons. The record is from RefSeq and is a predicted model, not a curated record. Gene Ontology annotation, biological process: non-canonical Wnt signaling pathway; canonical Wnt signaling pathway. Gene Ontology annotation, cellular component: plasma membrane.